AUGUCUGUCCUCACGCCCGCGUCGAAGAAGGCGCUAGCCAACUUGCGUGCUUUUAUCCCACCGCCCACGAACUACUAUCGAUGUCCACUGAAGAGAAGAGCCGCAGUGCUCAUUCUGCUUUUCGCAGAUAAGCGAGGCGAUCUUCGCGUCGUGCUCACAAUCCGCAGCUCUGGUCUCAAGAAUUAUGCCGGCCAAGCAGCACUCCCAGGCGGAAAGGCAGACACCCUAGCCGAAACACCCUUCCAGACCGCCCGCCGCGAAGCCUUCGAAGAGAUCGGUCUCCCAGAAAAAGAUGAAGGCCUCCCACCAGGCUAUACAGUCGAACACCUCACCGAACUCCCCACCAACCUCGCCAUGACCGAACUUGGCGUCCGACCUUGCGUAGCAUACCUCAAAACUCCACCGCCGAGCGAAAAGAAUAAGAACCCUGACGCGGCGAGAGAUAUUCUACCGAAACUCGACGCAAGAGAAGUCGCGGCAGUUUUCACCGCUAAUUUUCGGAAUUUCCUGUAUGAGAAAGAUUUGGAUGAGCGAGAUCGAGAGGAGUUUGGCGAUGGGGAGUGGUAUAAAGGGAGUUGGCACAGUUGGCAUGAGAGUGCGUGGAGGAUGCAUCAAUUUUUUGUACCCGUGAGGAGAGGGGAGGUGUUUCUCGCGAAGAGACCGGAGAGUUAUACGGCUGCGAGAUCACCUGAGGAGAAGAAGAAGCAAACCCAACAGAAACCUGCCACACCAUCUUCGAUAAUUUCGUCAUCUUCAGGAAGCAAAGAUCCCGCAACGAGCAAAGACUCCCGAAGCACAUUACAACCUCCUCUUCCUCGGAAAUUUUAUACGACGACGACGAAUCCGCUGGAACAGCAGUCUCGGUAUCGAGUUUUUGGGAUGACGGCGAGGAUUAUGGUUGAUGCGGCGAGGGUGGCGUAUGGACAGGAACCGGAAUAUGAACAUAAUAGUCAUUUUGGGGAUGAGGAUAUGAUUGCGAAGUUGAUGAGUAUUGGGCGGUUGAGUGCGAUUAAGAAGGAGGGGGAGGUUUUGACGAGAGAGGUUAUGAGGGAGGCGGGGAAGGUGAAGAUUUGA
This is a messenger RNA of Cercospora beticola, 1074 nucleotides long. RefSeq names its product 8-oxo-dGTP diphosphatase (gene PCD1). Gene Ontology annotation, biological process: coenzyme A catabolic process. Gene Ontology annotation, molecular function: coenzyme A diphosphatase activity. The record is from RefSeq and is a predicted model, not a curated record. NCBI's taxonomy places the organism in Eukaryota, Fungi, Ascomycota, Dothideomycetes, Mycosphaerellales, Mycosphaerellaceae.